AACAAUAUUACUAGUAGACAGACUUUAGCUCAAGACCUUCAGAGUCUUAUAGAAUUAAGUAUGCAGUAUUCUGAUCCAGGGAAUGCUGAAUAUGUCAAGCUUAAAUCUGAGUUUAUAAAUUCUAUCAAAAAAGAUUAUGCUGAUUUUAAGACCCAUAUAGUAAAAUUAAAAUAUCUCAGUUUAGAACAACCAAAUCGUCUUGAAACCAUUAAGAUGGCAAUGAAAAAUUCAUGUAAGGAUGCCACAAAUUGGUUACUUAGACAACUUGCAAAUGAAGAGAUAUUAAGAGAAGAUGCAGGUUAUACUAUCUUGGAUUGUUUAAGAACAUUACCCAUGUCAACUAUAAGAAACAAUCACAGUGAAAUGACUCAUAUCACGAAUUAUCUUAACUGA
Funneliformis geosporum is the source of this 393-nucleotide messenger RNA. Lineage: Eukaryota; Fungi; Glomeromycota; Glomeromycetes; Glomerales; Glomeraceae. The record is from the annotation of a GenBank genome assembly.